GUACUCAGUUGCAGAUUUUACUUCAUUCGAGUCGGUUGUUCGUUUUCCCCCCUUUUUGAUUAAAAAAGUUUAAUAUAGAAAAAUUUUAAAUAAAUUUUUUAACGUUCGGUAACGUUUGUUUUUUAUUAGUAGUUUAAAUAAAAAAUUGCAAUUUUUAUUUGCAACGAGUUCCUGCUAUUUGGAUUAUCCUUCCAAAGAUUACUCACUGUCUGUGGAUUAAUAAAGAAAUAUAUUUUUUAAUUUUCUUACUAAGUUUAACCAAAUAAAUUUUAGCUUUCAAGAUGAUGCUCGUACAACCCACACCUCAACAACGUGUUACCAUUCGCGAAGAAUUGCGUGAACCCGAAAAUGCCGAGGAGAUUGAGCGCGAUAUUAAAUUAAUACGCGAAUGGUUGGACACACAACCUCAUUUGCCCAAAGACAUGGAUGAUGGUCGUUUGCGUACAUUUUUGCGUGGUUGCAAAUUCAGUUUGGAAAAGGUGAAAAAGAAGUUGGACAUGUACUAUACCAUGCGUAAUGCUAUACCCGAGUUCUUUUCAAAUCGUGACAUCAAUCGUGAGGAAUUGUCUAUAGUGUUGGAUUAUGUACACUGCCCUACCUUGCCCGGUUUGACUCCUAACGGUCGCCGCAUUACUUUUAUACGCGGUAUCGAUUGUGAUUUCCAACCCAGCCAAGUAAAUGAUGCCAUGAAAGUUGCCCUUAUGAUUGGUGAUGUUCGUUUGUUGGAGGAGAGCGUCGGCAUUGCCGGUGAUAUUUUCAUUUUGGAUGCUGCCGUUGCCACAGCAACUCACUUUGCCAAAUUCUCUCCUGCUGUUGUUAAGAAAUUCUUGAUUUGUGUUCAAGAAGCUUAUCCCGUUAAGGUUAAAGAAGUUCAUGUCAUUAACAUUUCGCCUCUGGUCGAUACCAUCUUUAAGUUUGUCAAGCCCUUCGUUAAGGAGAAGAUCAUCAAUCGUAUUACCUUCCACAAUGAUAUGGAAAGUUUAUAUAAAUCGGUACCCAAAGAUUUGCUGCCCGAGGAAUAUGGUGGCAAGGCCGGUUCCAUUGUUGAGUUAACUCAAAUGUGGAAAAAGAAAUUGGGUGAAUACACCACCUGGUUUAAGGAACAAGAAGAACAAAAGGCCAAUGAAGCCUUGCGUCCCGGUUCACCCAAGACCAGUGAUGAUCUCUUUGGCAUGGAGGGCACCUUCAGGCAAUUGAAUAUCGAUUAAGCUCGACAUGUAAUUGGGUAGAAAAGCCAUAACGUUAAACUUCGCUUUAGACCUCAGAUAUUUGAGAUUAUACGUACUGCUCUUACGUUUCGUUCGGUGGUUAUUUUUUAUAAUUAUUUUUAUAUUUUAUAAUAUUUUCAAUUGAACAAAAUGUUUCGUUAUCGCUUUUUAUUUAAGAAUAUUCGCAUAGUAUUCGCGAUUAUUUGAACUCAUUUCGUAUUAUAGCUUAAUUUGUGUUUACAUAA
This is a messenger RNA of Lucilia sericata (common green bottle fly), 1453 nucleotides long. Its product is annotated as alpha-tocopherol transfer protein-like. The record is from RefSeq and is a predicted model, not a curated record. Lineage: Eukaryota; Metazoa; Arthropoda; Insecta; Diptera; Calliphoridae. The transcript has 3 exons. Gene Ontology annotation, cellular component: membrane. Bases 282 to 1208 code for a protein of 308 amino acids. Gene Ontology annotation, molecular function: phosphatidylinositol bisphosphate binding.